Hyalella azteca is the source of this 6762-nucleotide messenger RNA. RefSeq names its product zinc transporter 2. Gene Ontology annotation, molecular function: zinc ion transmembrane transporter activity. Gene Ontology annotation, biological process: response to zinc ion; zinc ion transmembrane transport. The coding region runs from base 26 to 1540 and encodes 504 amino acids. The transcript has 8 exons. NCBI's taxonomy places the organism in Eukaryota, Metazoa, Arthropoda, Malacostraca, Amphipoda, Hyalellidae. Gene Ontology annotation, cellular component: plasma membrane. The record is from RefSeq and is a predicted model, not a curated record.
AAGUCCAAAAGUUUAUCACCAUCAUAUGUUAUUUGUAAACAUGGAGUCUGAUGAGAGCGGUGAAAAUAAGACAUUUAACUCUGUUAACAUACCGAGAGAAGAUACAAAAUCUAUAAAUGAACAUGUAAACGACGAUAAAUUAAUCGAUACAUCAGGACCUUCUUUAACUUUAUUGGAGAACGAUGCUUCACAUCAUUCUUUUUGCGGAAGGUGUCGUUCUAUUUCUACGUCUUUCCUUGGAUCGCCAUUUCUCUCCCGACAUAAUACUCAUUUUGUAACUUCUGAAAGUUGCAGAUACGAUCAAAGCAUUCAACAAUUUUAUGCCGCUCCUGAUGUAGAUGAUGAUGUACCUCUUUUGAAUGAUGACUUACCUGAAGUCAAUAUGGGCAGUGGAAGGAGGCAGCUUCCACCUGCCCCUACUUCUGCGACCAUGGAUGAAGACCACUGCCACAUACCUAAAGCAUCAUUCAACAGCUCCAAGGCAGCCAUCACAAAGCUCCUUAUUGCCUCAGCUCUAACAGCAACUUUUAUGGUGACUGAGGUGGUUGGAGGAUAUCUGUCCAACUCCAUAGCCAUCAUGUCGGAUGCUGCACACAUGUUCAGCGACUUGUCUUCCUUCUUGGUGUCUUUAAUAGCAAUCUAUCUUGCUAUGCGGCCUGCCUCAAGAAAAAUGAACUUUGGAUAUCAUAGAGCAGAGGUUCUGGGUGCACUGGUGAGCGUGCUGCUCAUAUGGGUGAUCACGGGCGUGCUGGUGUAUGCUGCUGUGGAGCGCGUCAUCAGCAUGGACUUUGAGGUUGAAGCUGACCUCAUGAUCAUCAUUGCAGCUAUUGGCGUUGUCAUGAAUAUUAUCCUGGCGUUGGUGCUUCACGCAGGCAGUGGUGGACAUGGCCACAGCCACGGCAUUGGCGGUCACAGUCACGGACACAGUCAUUCCCACUCUAGCGGCGCUAGUGAACAAGUUGUGGUGAACGUAGACAACAGCGUGACGGCUCACAGCAGCGCCACCACACCGAUCGCGUCGAGCAGCACCAGCAGGCAGCCAACCAGGAACAACGCGAAGAACAUCAACAUCCGUGCUGCGUUUAUACAUGUCGUUGGAGACCUCCUACAGAGCAUCGGGGUUCUCAUUGCAGCGUAUAUAAUAAGAUUUUAUCCUGAGUACAAAAUAGCGGACCCCAUAUGCACGUUUAUCUUCUCCGGGCUCGUUGUGAUCACGACGAUGCCGAUCAUCACGGACAUCUGCCGCGUGCUGAUGGAGGGCGUGCCGCCUGGCGUAGACUACAACGCCAUCUGCUCCAACCUCGCCGUGAUCCCCGGCGUCAGGAUGAUACAUAGCUUGCAUGUGUGGACGCUCACCACUGACAAAAAUGCUCUCUCCGUACAUAUUGCAAUUGAUCCCGAGUACGAGUCUGAGACCGUGCUACGCGCAGCCCAGCGAGUUAUUCGUUACCGUCAUCACAUCUUCCAUACGACCAUCCAAGUCGAGCGUUAUAACUCCAACCUCAUGGAUAACUGCAACCAGUGUCAACCUUUGCCUUGACGCUCGUCUUGACGUGCCCUAGACUGUAUUACUAUAAUGUUGCAAAGAUCUGUUUCAUAUGUCUGUUGUAGAUAUUCUAAUAUUUUUUAUGACAGUAUUGCCCGUAUCUUCCUUAUAGCAGAAAUACUUUUCCAUUCCAUGUUGUUGGCCCGUUGUAAAGACGGCACGCAGAUCGCGGAACAUUUGAAAAUUUGUAUGGAAUAACACACGACAUUCACUUCAUUUUAAUAUAUGGAUUAGUUUUGCUUCACAUUUUAUGUCCAUAUAUUUUAUCCCCAAUUUUAUUGCAAUUUUUAGGAAGAAUAUAUGGCGAAGAUUAUAAAUGAUAGGCAUGUCCUUAAUUUUAAUCUAUGAAAUCCUGAUAUGUUUUUUACCUUCACAAUUUGUGCUCAAUGGAGCCAAGAACAGAGCUCAAACUCGCCUUGAAUCUAUUCUUAUUUUAUAGUUUCUCCUGUGUUCUUCAUCUGAACAAUCGAGAACAUUUUCAAGCUGUUAUUGUGUACAUAAUAUCAUUGUUAGUGAGCUUGCUUAUUUAUUACGAAACUGCAUUGACAAAGGGAAGAAUUAUUGAAAAAUAAUGUGAAUUAUGCGAUCUAAUAAUGUUUUUAUCUGAAUAUUUCUACACCAUAGCACUCGUGAUGUACUGUGGUCGAGUAAGGGCUGUAAUAAUUACAAUUCAUUGACCAAGUUAUUGUUUCAUCCAUUGUUCUUGUCAUGGUCUCAGUUCCUUUUGAAUUUUUAUCGUGCUUUAAAUUGAAAUUUACUUCAUUUUUGUUCGUGAUUUAAGACUAGUUCUGGAUGAAUCCUAGAAUCCUGGCCGUGUUUUCUUAAUUUUUGUCAGAAAUCUCUUCGAUGAGAAAUUUUCUUAAAUCCCUUUCAUUGGUUAUUUUAUUUGCUGACAAAGAUUUCAUGUUGACUUCCUUAAAGCUUUUAUGUUCACUUCCUUCCUGCGAUUAUAUUAGGGACUAUCUGGUGUUCAAAUCCACAGUCAUUUUUAGUCACAUUGCUAUCGGUAUCAGCAACGUGAUAAGCAUUUAACUAUGAAAAGUUGAUCUCCUUAAGAUGCAUCCAAGGAUUUUAAAGAAUUUUCUUACCGCUGUUACUGGUGAUAAUUAUGAACUUGUAUAACUUACCGUUAACUCCAUAUUCCUACAGUUGUGAAUAAUUAAAUUAGGUUUUAAAAGAUUAAAUCGCGCAUUGACAACAGCUUCAUGUGACACUGCUGGCGCACGUCUAGUUCUUUGAUUGUUUAGUGGCAUCGAUCUGACUUGUAUUAUAUUCCAGACUUGAUGACGUUACCCAUGUUAGUCUUGUACUUCUGAUGAUCCAUUUAUUUCUAAGUAUGUGUUAGAGAAAAUAAUUGAAUGUUUAUUGCCAGGUUGUAUAUUUAUGGGAAUUUUGUAUCGUGAUCCUGAACAUCCACUUGAACUUCAUAGGACAAGAGGGAUCGCUUGCUGCUGCAAUACGAGCCAACUAAAAGUAAAGUGUAAGAAUCUUAGAGUUACCCAGCGUGAAGUUGUUCGCUUUUUUUACUUUUGAAUGAGUUUUAUUUUUGGUAACUUAUAUUUAAAAUUCGUACGUUGCUGCGAGAUUUGUACUUUGAUUGUUGAUUAUGAUAAGAUUUUCGAGGCUCUUUUAUUGGUCGUGUUGAGUUUGAUGUCAAAAGCUCCCCUUUAUUUCAUUCGUAAAGUUCAGUUGCAUUAGAGUCUUUGGCUGCUGUUCAUGUCUUAGUGUCGGUAUUAACUUGUUCAAAGCUAGCUUGCGUAGAGAUAAUUUUUCAUUAAUGAUUUUUGGCCACUUUGAACGAUUUUUCUUCAUUUUUCUACUGAUUUCUGGCCCCUUUGAACGAUUUUUUUCUACUGAUUUCUGGCGACUUUGAACGAUUUUUCUUUAUUUUUCUACAUGUGUUGGUUUUACGUGGUAGAUGUAAUUGUGUAUCACAAGCUAUGCCACAAGCUGCAAGCUAAUCGGCAACAGGCCAUGGGCCUAUUUCUUCAGUGCCGACAAUUCUAUUCUAUUCUUUCAUCUGAUUAAGGUUGCUGUUAUAUUUUUGACGCAGGAACGAGGUUCAAUAACUCGCCUAGUCUGUCAUGAAUGGGAAGGACCUUACUGUUGUUAUAAUUUCGUUAUCUCGGUGACAUUUCAUGGUUUUCAAUAUUAUUCAUUUGUUUGCUGUAUAGUAUUGCGUUGAGAAAUGAGCCUAGCCUCUUAGUUCGAGAAGUCGAGAGGUUAAUGAUUGAUUGCUGUUCUCGUAAAGAAAAAAUGUUUCCCGGUGGGUAUAGCAGAUUGUUGAGAGUGGGGAGCUUGCAUCAGAGUUGUAUUAUCAAAUAUUUGCUUAUAUCGGGACCGUGACUUCAGUCCAUGUCAGUAUUUCUAUUGCUGUUACAAAAGGAAAAAGUGUGCAACUAAAUAUAUAUAUUUUUCAUAUUCCAACUUACAUCUUACUUUUUUUUGAGGUAUUUCAUUGUCCCAAAACAAGGUUUUUAUAGAUUUUUCGUAUUUUUGUGUGGGAAAUCUUCAAUUAUUUUGGUAAUUUGUUUGGUUAGUAGCAAAAUUUGCCUGUUUAAAUUUGUGAAAAUUGCAGUGACUCAUUUUAUGAGGUUCAUCUUCUUGUUUUGGUUGCUUAGCCAACUCGCUGCUGCUGCGUUUCCAAUACACGGUAUCGAGGCUGGUCAACGCAGUGGUCAUGUCUGUUGUGUUACAAGGCACCUGCCUAAUGUAUUUAGCUCGAUCUGAAGCGCUAGCAACUAAGGCCACUAAAAUAAACAAACAAAUAAACACCUAAUGUAUUGGUGUCGGCGCCUUUUACAGAAAAUGUGGGUAACGAUACGCCACCAAGAUGAAUGUAGCUGAAUAAUUGUAUGAACUAUCUAGUAAAAUCUAUGAAUAUGAAAACCAUACGGUCCAUUAUUGUAGGUUUCCUCGAUUCUGUUUUCAACUGAACUGUAAAUUUCAGGUUAUUUUACAAUAAGAUGUAUCCUACAUUUUAUCAAGGAUGUAUUUAUUUAUUUUGUAUAGAAAUGAUUAGUGAUGGUAUGACAAACAUUGUUGCUUGGCGAUGCACAAAGAUGAAGAUCACAACGAACGGCACCUGCUGUUUACGUUCGAUGGAGUCACGAGGCAGCGAAACUUUAGAACUUGUUUUAAGGCGAGCGUUGUUAUCAGCAACAUGACACUCUUGCUUUAGUUGCUCUUAUCUAUAUUAUCAUCACUUUACAUUUCUACCAUUAACAGUUCUUCAUAGUUCAAUAGUCCUAUAUCUCCUAUCAAAGGGGUUCACUGACGUGUGUCUAUACUCGUCUAAACGAUCAUUGUGUGAUGUUUAAAAACGGCGAGGCAUUUCUGUCUUUGAUGGAAUGUUAGUGAUUUCCCUGAUGGGUUUUCCUUUGAUUUACUGCAAACAUCAGUUUCUUGACAAAACCUACAGAUGCAAUUUUCCUUCAAGAAACUCUAAGGAACUUUUUUCAAUCGAUGCUGUCACCGCACGUCCUCUAAACUAGAAUUGUUUUUCUGUAGAAAUUCCCUGUUUGAUUCCAAUUGUUGGUGUCGCCGGAAGACCCAAUGCUCUGAAUUGUUCGAAAAAUAUGUUUAUUUUAUUUUCUGUAUAAGGCAACAAAUAUUUUUCAUCUUCACUCGGUUAUCAGGAUUUUCUUCGUUAUUUCUGAAGUCCUAAACCUCCAUAGGAUUUGAUAUGUGCUUGAUCUUGCAAAAGAAUAACAUUUCCAGUAUAUUUUUUUUCAAAUGUAGUUUCCGACGAAAUCCAGAAGUCAGUUUGCUAAAAGUGAAAUUUUUGGUCAUUGAGAUGUAGUUCUCUUGUUGGAUACAAAUUUUGUUGGAUAUUUAUUUUUAAUAUUUUGCCCAACUGCGUCGCAGUGAGAGUUGAGGUUCUUAUUUAUUUUGGGAUCUGCCGCUAAGUUGUCUUCUCCCUGUUUUUAAAAUUUUACAAGAAUGCAAUAAAUGGAAUUAACUGUGAUGACUUGAGUCUUGAUAUGUUCUUGCCAACUACUAAUAUGAUAGAACUUCUAACCAUUGUUUUGAAAGUAUUUGUUCCACGACGUUAUUUUCGUUCUAUUGCAGGGAGCAAGUGCAACAAAAGCCAUGUGAUAUGAUUGUUUCUAGGACAUCUCCCUGGAGGGUAAGCCUCAGGAUGCGCGUCACAUUCGUCGGAAGGCUUGUGAAACUUUGAUACCUUUGACCAUUGUUCCUGAGCGCCUCAUCACGAUGUUUGAGAUCCACGGGUAUCGUUUCGGGCUGCGGCUGUCGGGGAAAAGCGACGCCUCACAUGGGGGCGCCGCCAAUCCGAAAAUCUGCUCGCAGCGGGUCCGUGUUUUGGAGCCCCGGGAGCAACGGGUCGCCCCGGAGCAACGGGUCGCCCCGGAGCAACGGGUCGGCCCGGGAGCAACGGGUCGCCCCGGAGGGGUCCAUCCACCACGAAGAGGUCCGGACGUCGGAUGGACGGUUUUUGGUUGUGAGGUUAGGUUGUCGCGUUGGCUGGAUUCUCUUCCUUCGUGCCUCUCUCAUGGGCGGCCAACGUCUCGUACAUGCGCUCUACUGUAUGGAUGCCUUCGCUUCUGUUGCUGUUCACCCGUCACCAAUUUUUUCUCGUCAGGUCAAGUUGACUGGGAAUUGAAGUCUCACCGCCAUAUCGUAAAUGAUGUUUACUCUGUUACUUCCGAUGGAUUGAUGGUAUAAACUGUGGUAAUAAACUGUUCAUUAGAACAGUACUUCAGCUGCAUUAAUACGGUGGAAAAACUGAACAAUGCCCUUUUCAUUCUGAAUUUAUUUCAGUUGUCUGUUUCAUUGCAACUAUUGUGAGGUUAUGCUGUUAUAUAGAUACGAUUUUCUGCACUUAUUUUCUCUGUUGUCAUAUGCGUGCGUCUUACGUACUGUACAAACAACUUGCUAUUCAUUAUUACAGUUAACCUAUACUCCCUUUGUAGUUAACCUAUACUCCCUUUGUAGACUUACGCUGCUUACAUUUUGCGCUAGUACCGGAUUAUUGAACAAAUUGAUUAAACGUCAGUGUGAGCGUUGCAUAGACUUGUGUUCAGCCUGUGUCACUGAAGGCAUCAAGUUUACACCAAAUUAACCUCGUUGAUGGUUAUUUUUUUGCCGUCGAACGUGCGUUCGGGGCCUCGCUCUAUAGGUGGUGAUGCAACCUGUUUGGAUAUGUCGCGUUAUAUUAUUGUGUGAAAAUUUGUUGUAAAUUUUUUACAAAUAGU